Coccidioides posadasii C735 delta SOWgp is the source of this 2994-nucleotide messenger RNA. RefSeq lists its product as uncharacterized. Lineage: Eukaryota; Fungi; Ascomycota; Eurotiomycetes; Onygenales; Onygenaceae. The record is from RefSeq and is a predicted model, not a curated record.
GUCAGUGGCAGCCGGCCGGCCCCUGAGAAUGCUGAUAGUGAGAUGUCAUUGUUAAAUCCAGUGCCCCAGUUGAGCGAUGGGAAACAACUUUGAUGCUUCCCUUGGUGCAGCUCCACUUUCUCCUGAACUAAGCCGGGACCCUUCCCCUCAGACCAGCCUUGGGGGCACCACAAUCACAUGGAAACUCGGGCCAGGUUGCCAGUCGGCACGCUCUUUGUUUGCAAUCAGCACUACACGUGUGGACACUGCUCUUCGAUGCAAUUUCCCACCCCCUACAAUCCCCCCACUGAAACAUUUUGGGCAUGAUAUCAUCACUGCGAAGCACCCCAGUGAUCAUGGGCUCCGGGAUCGUUCGAUAGAAUACGGAGUAGGGAGUACUCUGUAGAACAAAGGAAAACGCCUGGCCAAAACCGUGGGUGACAAUUUCCGCCCGGGAAACCCUGAUCUCCGACUUUCGACGACUGGAGAUCUGGAAGUCUGCCGAGUGGGUCUGGAGUUGCAAGAAAAAUAAAAAAUAAUACUCCGUAGUAGACCAAGGUUGGCACGGAGGAUUGCCUACACAUGCCACUAUCUCCGCAUUCCAUUUGGUUCGUAUUCUGCGCGUUGGGCCCGCACGUGGGGUCGUUAGGUCAGGGGAAGCGCGGUGCACUGGAAUCAUGAUGAUCAAAAUCCUACCCAGAUGGAUAUCAAGACAUCCAUGGAAAAGAACGGCUAGUGACAGUUCACGCGAUGCGCGAAAAAUCUUAACUCACAAGCGCCAGUGCAAGGUAUCCUGUGGGAAAAUAUAUAAAGGUUCUUAAUGACCGCAUGUUAUUGCGGAGAAUACGCCAGCAUCGUUGGGUCAUUGCGCCGGCAGGAUUGACAAUCAUGCAGUACCGCGCGCUUUCUCUGCUGGCCCUCUCCGCCUCCACGGCUUCCGCCACCUACUCCGGGAACCUAAACUACCGUAGCCCUUCGCUCAACCACCCUGACUUAGGAAUCUCUCUGAACAAAGUUAUUAAGAGAUCUGAUCCUGCGGCUGCCUUUGACCCCGCCAAACUGAACUUCACCCAUGGAGUUGCAUCUGGCGAUCCAUACGCAAAUUCUGUUAUCCUUUGGACGCGAUGCUCUCCCACAUCGGAUGAUGUGAAUGAUAACAGCCCCGUCACUGGCUCAAGCCCACUAUAUAAUCCUGUUCCCAUCCACAAAUCUGGUGAUGAGUACAAACCGAUAUCAAAGGCACCAGUGUGUGUUGAGUUUAAGAUCGCUAAGGAUAAGGAACUGAAGUGCGUGGUGGAUGAAGGUGUGGUUUUUACUGGCUCCGAUGUUGACUAUACGGUCAAGGUGGAAGCAAAACACCUAAAGCCGUUCACCACAUACUACUACCAAUUCUCUGUGUGUGAUUCCGACACGAAAAGUCCCAUCGGUCGUACCAAAACGCUUCCAGAGGCAUCUCAAGCCGUUGACCAGGUGAAUUUAGCUGUGUACUCUUGCAGCAACUAUCCUUCUGGCUUCUUCAAUGCCUACGGGAAUCCCGUACGAAAGGAUUCUGUUGACUAUGUCAUCCACCUUGGUGAUUAUUACUAUGAAUUCCCUGAUGGAUUAUAUGGAUCAGGUAAAGGUAUCGGGCGUGUACCUUUGCCAGACCGCACCUUGUACACUCUCUACGAUUAUCGUAAACGCCUUGCAACUCAUCGAACUGAUAUUGACCUCCUUGCCAAUCAUCAGAAUUUCCCCUGGAUCCCAACAUGGGACGAUCACGAGGUGGGGGACAACACUUACCGUGAUGGCUCCUCUUGGCUGAGGAAUAUCGAGCUCUCAUUCUUGGCAUCUGGUGGUGUUUCUGUGGAUCAAAGAAAGAUGAACGCAGUUCGCGCGUACUUUGAAUGGAUGCCAAUCAGACAGGUCGAUAUGGAUGACAAUCUUCGCAUUUGGAGAAAUUUCGAAAUCGGAUCACUUGUUGAUCUCAUGAUGCUUGACACCAGACAAUAUGAUCGUUCAAUUACUGAUCUAUACUUCAAUACCUUGUAUGUCAAAAAAUUGAAGGACGACGCCAGUCGCACUUUGAUGGGUUCGCGGCAAGAAAACUGGUUUUACCGCAAUCUGAUCAAAUCUUCCGAGCGUGGUGCUAAAUGGCGCCUUGUCGGCAGUCAAAUAGUGUUCUCGCACAUCGACGACUCUGGUUUCAACCUGGAUGCUUGGGAUGGAUAUCAAGCAAACCGGAACCGCACAUUUGAGACUCUCGUUGAAAAUAAGAUCAACAACACUAUCUUGAUCGCAGGGGAUUCUCACGCGAACUGGGUCAGUGACAUCGUGUGGUUAGACCAUGCAGACUACGAUGAAAAAUCCGGAUUAGGAGCCAUUGGUGUUGAAUUUGGUGGAACCGCGAUCACAUCGCCAUCACCAGCUGGAGCAAAAGUCAAGAUUCCUGCCGCGAACAAGAGAUCAAAGAAGCUGGUAGAGAAGAACUCUGUCCUUCAAUGGUCCGAGAUGUAUUACCGUGGAUAUUUCGAGUUGCAUAUCACUCCAAAAGAGGUGGAAGCUAAGUUCUUUGGAACCCCUAAGAUCCGGGAGCGCGAUUUCAAUGAGGUCUCUUUGGCGAACUUCACAGUCAAGGACGGAGCGAACCGCCUUCACCGCGGAGAUAUCGGCGUGCCUGGUGGAGGUGUUGUGGAAAAUGGCUGGCUCAAAGGCGGGAAGACUGAGCGAACCGAUCUUGCGAAUAAUACGGAGACCGGCCAGUGGAGCAAGAUCAAUUGAAAGGGCUUAUAUAUGAUAUAAUAGGAGCAGUGGUAUCGAGUACGCAGUACACCGUAUAUAAUUUGUAAUAAUUGUUUUGAGUACGAUAGGUGAUUUGUCGGCUGGCUGAGAAAAAUUCAAGCUUGGUGAUCUCACCAUGGAGAGUGGAUGCCUCUGACGACGGGCUGAAUUAAAACUUAUGGUAUACUCUUGGGGAGACCAUGCACAUAUAGGGUCAGCUAACUAAUAUUGCAAAUGAAUGAUGAGAAUCACGUU